UACUAUGCUCUCGCCCAGCAUUCUUUUCUGUCUUGUUUAGUUUGCACAUGUCCUGAUACGUAAUUCCUUAUCGUAACUGUGCGAAAAAUACAGCGGUACUUCUAAAACUGCGCGUUUCUAUUUGGAUACCGAUCGGUUGAAAAUGCUUUCACAAACUGUUCUGAAACGUUUAACUCAGGAACUUCGGGUUUCCUGUCUUCUGGAGAGAGUUUUCGGCAAUCAGCACCGUUUUGCCUCCACCAAGGAUAGCGGACCUGUCAAAGGUGCCGUCGUGGGAAUUGACUUGGGAACGACCAACUCCAGCGUGGCCAUAGUGGAGGGCAAACAGCCCAAAGUGUUGGAGAACGCUAAAUGGAGAUUUUUGUCACGCCAGUCACAGCACUCAGCUGCAUUGAAAACUCUUAUUUACGCACAAGAGCAACUACUUGUUGCGAAACGGCAGUUGCGGAGAGAUCUGCAGGAACAACUGCAGUCCAAGAAAACGCAACUGUUGUAUGAUUCCGAUCUCCUAAACAUUCGAGGAAUAAUUGAAGAAGCUAAGAAAUCGCUCGAUUUACGCUGUCCAGAAGAUCGUAAACAUUUGUUGACGAAAGACAAAGACACGAAUAUGAAAGUUGCCUGGGAAGCAUUCGCAGAGAUCCACAAGCAUUUGUUUCUAUCGAUCCGUCUAGAUGGGAAGCAAGUGAUUAGCGAGGAGAUUCGGUUGCGGAUGGGCGAAAUUAUAUCAACCAUCUGGACAAGGGCAGACCCGAAGAAUCCCAGUGAUGAUCGCUUUUGGAUAGUGCGUGCACGUUGGAGUACUGACGAGUACCGUGUGGUGAUCUGCCUCUGUAUAUUGCUUGGCAUUCAGUUUGCUGUCCUUAGCAAUGGAGAGAUCAGAUUGUCGCAUGUUAGCGUCAGCGAUGGGGGUGAAGAUUUGGUCUAUACUAGACCGAUUGACAGUUUGGCAGAUUUAAUUUAAAACUUAAUUAUUCGUAAUGUGGUUUUCAGAAUAGUUCUUUACCUUGACGUAGGUGGACAUUAAAUCUGUUG
Molecule: messenger RNA, 1032 nt
Organism: Paramacrobiotus metropolitanus
Lineage: Eukaryota; Metazoa; Tardigrada; Eutardigrada; Parachela; Macrobiotidae
Exons: 5
Coding region: 143-961 (272 amino acids)
Molecular function (GO): ATP binding; ATP-dependent protein folding chaperone
Source: RefSeq, a predicted model, not a curated record